Messenger RNA from Dimorphilus gyrociliatus, 1117 nucleotides. The record is from the annotation of a GenBank genome assembly. NCBI's taxonomy places the organism in Eukaryota, Metazoa, Annelida, Polychaeta, Dinophilidae.
CAUGCCUACCUAUAUUGAUUAUUUUCGCCCUCUAGCCUUUGAUAUGCGACGACUAUUCGCCGGCAAAGAAAAUAGGAAUUCAAUAACCGAUGUUGCGUUGGAACCUGUCUUUGACGAUAAGAUUGUAGAAUUAGGAAAACCGAGAUUGGGUGAAGCUGGAAAAAUCGAAGUACAAAUAAGAGAAAGUAUAGAAUUCAAGUCAACCGUUGAUAAAUUACUGAAAAAAACAAAUGUCGCCCUGGUUGUUGGAACGUCUAGCUGGAGAGAACAGUUUAUCGAAGCUAUAACCGUCAGCUCAGGAGACGACGAGAAUGGAGAAGAUGAAGAAGAUGAAGAGAAAUUACCUAGUUGCAUGGAUUAUGUAAUGCACUUUUUGACAAUAUUCUGGAAAGUAACGUUUGCUUUCGUCCCACCGACAGAUUUGGCCGGAGGCUGGCUAGCGUUUUCCGUAUCGAUAUGUAUGAUAGGCGUAAUAACUGCCUUAAUCGGUGACAUUGCGGCGGCAUUCGGCUGCACAAUAGGCCUAAAAGAUUCAGUUACUGCAGUUACUUUUGUAGCUCUAGGAACAAGUUUACCAGAUUAUUGGGGUGGUUGGUUGUGCUUCACGUUUUCGAUCAUAAUGAUAGGUAUUUUGACGGCUCUCAUAAAUGAUCUGGCUUCAUCGUUCGGUUGUACAAUUGGAUUGAAAGAUUCAGUUACUGCUAUCUCUUUCGUCGCCCUAGGCACAAGUCUGCCAGAUACGUUCGCCUCCAAAGUGGCAGCUAUCAACGACGCCUACGCUGACUCCUCUAUUGGCAACGUAACGGGAAGUAACGCCGUCAACGUCUUCCUGGGCAUUGGAAUUGCCUGGACGAUAGCUUCUGUAAAGCACGCCAUUGAAGGCAAACCUUUUAAAGUCGAUCCUGGUUCUUUGGCGUUCAGCGUUACCGUAUUCUGUUGUUUCGCCUUAGCAGCUAUGGCUAUACUAAUUAUUCGACGCCGUCCAAGUAUCGGAGGCGAAUUAGGAGGCAAAAACAGGAACUUUAAAAUAUGUACAACCGCUUUCUUCAUAGGACUAUGGGUUGUAUACGUCAUCCUUUCGUCGCUAGAAAGUUAUUGCCACAUUAAAGGUUUUUGA